CGAGAGCCAGAAAGGAAGGAAGGAGAGAGAGAGAGAGAGAGUCUUGAUCGAUCCAUCAAUCGAUCAAUAUCGGAAGAAGCAGAGUAUCACAUAUAGGAGAAGAGAGAGAUACAGAUAUAUAUAUAUAUAGAGAGAGAGAGAGAGAGAGAAUGGGGGAACAGGAGGAAGCAGGGAAGAAGAAGAAGAGGGAGGUGGUGGUGGAAUCGCUAGGAUGGCUAACGGAGUCAACAAUCAUGCCCAAGAAACACCGCUCAAUAGCCGGAGUCGGACCUUCCUCCAUCUUCGAACUCAAAGCCCAGCUCUACAAGUCCCAAGAAGACUCCAAGCGCUCCAAAGAACAACUCUCCUCCGAUCACCUCGAGUACCAGCGCGCCAAGAAGAAGAUCACUUCUCGCGAUCCUCUCUCUCUCAAGAACUCCGGCGUCGAAGCCCGUGCUCUCAAGGACAAGCUUGAGCUAAAAGCAGUCAAUGAUGGAUCAGUCAGCUAUGCGGCAUUAGAGAAAAAGGCUGCAUUAUAUGAAAAGCUAGCAAAAGGAGAGCUUUCAGAUGAAGAAGAUAAAGAGAAGUAUUGUGUUGAUUUUUUCAGUAAGAGCCUCGUGCAGGAUGAAUCACAGCAGCCUCGGGGUCAUGAUCCUUCUACUGCAGAAUCUCGAGACGAUGAGGAUGGUGAAAAUGAGGCUUCAGAGCUGCUUAAUACAAAACCAGUGGGGCUUGGCCGGGCAGCUAUGACUGCAGACAAUGAUGAGCAUAAGCGUUUUGUAAGGGAAGUUCAUGAAGAAGCAAAUCAAGCAAGGGAAAAAGUGUCUGAGCUCAAAUUACGCAGGCAAGAACAGGCUGCAGCGCGUCGGGAGAAACUGAAGCAGGCCUAUCUCCGGAAGCAGCUGGAGAAAUUGAAAGCUGCAUCUAAAACAUAACAGACAUGACCAAUCAAUGGCAAUAUUCAUCAUCUUUUGUAAGAAUACUGUGACUUUACCAUCUCAACCAUGUGAUGAUCUCCUGUGUUCUCAUCUCCUUAUAACUCAUGCGUCCCAUGGUGACAACUAGUACUUAAAGAUUCACUUCAUCCGACUUGGUUUUUGUUCUCCAUAGUAUAUUUUUCAUCGUUUACUUCUGUACAGAGGGUUUGCGAUAGAACAAGUGAUUUCUGAUCACUGGAUAGUAUGCAUAGUCUGGAGUCGAAUCUGCAUUUGGGAAAAUUGUUAAUCAGUUGAUUGAAAUGCAGCCAAUUUCGGGGAACCAAAAUUCAGUGUAUAUUCAGGCUGCGACCCAUGCAUCAUAUCUGAUGUCAUUCUUAUCGGAGUGGGACUCAUAGUUAAUAUGCAAAGGAUUAUCCAGGCACGGUAUUACUGCGGGACUUGUUAGUUUUAUUCGUCAUUACAAUUGGAGAAUUGAGAAAUCAGGUGUAUCGAACUGCAAGGCCAACUCGGUAUUUACUUUCCAUCACUAACAAGGGGAGAGAGAGGUGUUAAAGGAACAAUGUUCUAAUGGCUACCCACAUCACUUGACAUUCACUUUCAUGGUGGUUUUUGUUUUUUUUAUUUUAUUUUGUGUUUUUCUCCCUAGCAUUGGAAAAUUUGUUGCUGUACCAUACUGUUUUAUUAUCAUCCAGUGUUUCCAUUAGAUUAAUUAAGAAAAAUACUUCAGUUUGUUCUUUAUUGAUGACUAGAAGUUCAUGGAUGUUUUGAGUUAUAUAGCUUUUUAUGUGGCCUUUCCCUUG
Messenger RNA from Camellia sinensis, 1717 nucleotides. RefSeq lists its product as uncharacterized. Gene Ontology annotation, cellular component: nucleus. The record is from RefSeq and is a predicted model, not a curated record. Lineage: Eukaryota; Viridiplantae; Streptophyta; Magnoliopsida; Ericales; Theaceae.